AUGCCGACCGAGCAAAUUCGCAUCCAAGGGGAUGCCGCAGCGUUGUGCGAUCGCAUCCGGCUGUUCCAGGAGAUGUGCACAAACCAGAUGGACGGUUUCCGGCCCGAGGACCUCGCCUGUGUCGCGCUCAGCGCCUGUGCAUCUCGUCAGCGCAGACCACAGAGUGCAGAAGGCUUUGACUACAUGGAUAUGGAAACGGAUCAGGAGAAGAACGACAGGCGGCGCAUCAUUCACAAGCUCUACAACCGCCUCCUCGUGGAGUAUAAUCAGGAGCAAAAGGUCAGCGACAAACAAGUCUUCAACGCCACCAGUGCCCUGUCCUGGGCACUCUUGCAAGUCACAAACAUCGACGAAAUGCGCAAGCUGGAGCAGACUCUCGACUCGGCGGAAAAUGUUCCAGAGUAUUUUCAGAACAUCAAGGUCAUACUGGAGGGAUUGGACUUUCAAUUCAAGAUAUUCCUGACGCAGCCCUUGUCGGACAACCAGAAGCGUCUUGGUGAAGGAGAGCCACCAGCGUUGAGGAGACCCAGGUCCAACAAAGUGAAGGAAACCUGCAUUGCUCGCGACGAGACCUGUGUUUUGACCGGGAAUGAAGAGCCUCAUGUGGUGCACAUUUACCCCUUCAGUGCCGCAAACGCCCGGCGAACUAGGUCAACCCUCAAGGACACUCUAGCUCGGCUGUGGGGCGCGGACAGGGAAAAGGCCAUCUCUGAGAAGCUCUUCCCAAACGGCACAACUGAGGGCAUCGACGUCAUUGGCAAUGUUAUAUGCCUCUCGCCGGACAUGCAUGCCGCCUGGUCUCGGUACGAUUUCGCUCUGUUCCCCAUGCGCCCAAAGGAGGAAAAGGCGGAGGCAAUGGGCAGCAAUAUAUGCGCAUCCGCUCGGGAGAUCCUGCUCACGACUGCCAUUGGAAUAGUAAAACAGCGGCCCCGAGCUUUCGACCUGCGUACGGGCGCGCCCAUCCUUGAUGGGCAGAUUUUCACCAUCAAAGCAGCGAUGAAAGAUCAUUUGCCUGACUACGACAUCCUCAUGCUCCAGUGGGACAUUGCGCGCGUGGCAUCGCUGUGUGGAGCUGCUGAGUCGGGCGACGACUACGAUAAAGACGCCUAUGAUGCAGACGCCUAUGAUGCAGACGCCUAUGAUGCAGACGCCUAUGAUGUAGACGCCUAUGAUACAGACGAUGAUAAAGAACAUGUUGAGGCCGAGAUGGAAAUGACUAAUGAGUCCUGGCCCAGCAUGGGCAGCGUGGCUGUUUUCAAGGUCCUUAUUGUUCCGGCCGUCAUCUCCCUGAUCCUCUUCCUCACGUUGACCUUCGUCCUCGCUCCCCUCUGGCGCAAGACUCGCGAGCGCUACGGCCAAUACGUUCCCGUGCACGCGAUACAGAGCAGCACCCUCUCCUUCGGCCAAAGUGUUCGCAGUGGCGUCUCCGGCCUCAUGGAACGAUCAAUAUGGCGCCGAAACGCGUCCCAGGGCGUGGCCAUCGGCAGCGAUCACUCCGACGAUGGCUUUGCAUCCGAUGACGGCGAGGAGCUCGGUCAAGUCAACCAGAACACGCGGCAGGCUAUUGCCGAGGAUGCGCGACGCAGCAGCCCAGAGAGCACGAGGAGGUUGAGUAGGGAUUUGGAAGAAGGAUUCAGGGAUGACAGCGACGACGAGGACAAUGGGCGUCGAGCCAGAUAG
Molecule: messenger RNA, 1680 nt
Organism: Verticillium nonalfalfae
Lineage: Eukaryota; Fungi; Ascomycota; Sordariomycetes; Glomerellales; Plectosphaerellaceae
Exons: 7
Coding region: 1-1680 (559 amino acids)
Source: RefSeq, a predicted model, not a curated record